GAGCUGAGUGUUUAUAAUAGACGGCCACCUCGACCAGCAUGGCGUUACCCUUCCUCUACCACGGCUCCUUCUCUCGCAGCACUGGGCUGUUCUCCGCCCUCGCCAAGCAGACCAAGCUACUCAACCUCAAGCCCACCAAGAGGAUUGACUUCACAUUUGAUCCCUUCACUGACAAUGCCCAUGUAGUGAGAAACGUCGUCAAUUAUUUUUAUCAAGACAAAGUCCGUGAUACCAACCCUAAGUGUCUUUUGAAGACCAACGUCGUGAAUGACAGAUCGGAGCCAAUCAUCGUCGUCAAAUUAGUGGAUGACAAAAAGAUUGUGUUCAAGACCAACAACCUCAGUUCACUUGACAUCCUAGUGAAGUACAAUGAACUAGUGAGCAGCAAAGUGAAGGUAGAUGAAGCUGUAGAUGCAGCUAAACCAGUGCUCACCAAGUCACAGAAGAGGAGAUAGUCUAUAAAACCACUGUGUAAAUACUUUCAUGUACAUUAUUCAUUAUUUUUGCUACAGGGGUACUUAAAUCUAGUGAAGAAUCAUUUGAGGCCAAGAAGCAGUGUAAUAUUAGACUUUUUUGUCUCGUAUUAAGUUUCUGUCACCACUCCCACAACCACCACCAUGUCAACUCAGGCACAGCGCAAGUAUGAGGCCACCAUGAGCAUUGUUAAUAAGGUGUAUGACAGUGUUCCGGCUUUUACCGACAUUUUUGAUGAGGAUUCAUGGUACAUCUUUGCAGUGUGCUUCACCAUGGCAACAAUUUUCGUAACUUUCAUUGCCUCCCGAUACAUAACAUUAAAACCGGUAGAGUAACAACAGCAGCAGGCAUGGCAGAGACCUGACAGGGAUGUGAGGUUCAGUGCCUCCUUCCCUCAGUUUCCUUAUAUGCCCUUCUUUUAUAAUCCAUCAUUUUUAUUUAUUUAUUUCUUUUAUUUUUUUUCCUGUAUUAUUUUCCCUUAUCAAAUGUUUUGUUGUUUUGAUAAGUGGUGUGAUUUAUUUUAUACCAGUUUGAGUUGAAUAAUGAAUCUCAUUUAUGAAUCUGACGUGAAAUGUCAAUGUGUUUGUGGCACUCUUGAACAUCCUUGUCCUGUAAUGUUCUAUAACACUGAAUCACAUGAUUUUUAUUUGUUAUCCUGCUCUUAGUUUCAAGUGACAUUCCCAACUCAAAACCAGUAGAUUUGUCAGCAUUUGAUAUGAUAGAUUGAUUCAUAUAGAUUUAUCAAAGUAGUGCAUAUAUUUUGUGUCAAAUAUUUCUUAUGAUGCGUCAUUCAUUUAAUAUGUAUUUCAGAUGCUUGAAAAUUGGUGAUAAGUUUAUCUAGUCAUGUGUUCUCUGGUAAACAUUCAGGUUGACAACUAUUGUUUUUCUACAGUAAGUCGUUCAGUGUCUUACUGGAAUAUCAGUCCUUAGCGUCAGGUGCUAAUAUGAAUCUACAUUGCCAUGUUGCUGUUAUUGAAUCUGUUGUCUAUGUGUGAAUUGCCACCUUCCUUCCCUUGCAUUGUUCUAGUGCUUUGUUAAGUCAUUGUUAUUUAGCCCAAGGUUUGAUGUACACUGGGAAACACGGUGUAGAUAUGGUUUGUUAGUAAUUGGGUAUCAGAAUGGUGUUUACAAAUUUUUUAUUUAUUUGCUCCUGUGUGUGUGCUCAGAAUUUGUCUUUUAUCUAUUUUUAAUGGAAAAGAAAUUUUUUCACAUUUUCUAGUUGUUUGUCAAAGAAGCACUAGAAUCUUAAAAUGGAAUCAGGGAAGGAGAGGAAUGUUUAGGACACUGGCCAAGUACUAGACUGUUGUUUGUUCUAAAUAUGAAGUAUACUGUAGUACCAUGUUGGUAUUACAGAAACUUUUUAGUCACGCCUGUAUACUAGUCAACAAUUUGGGCAUGAGUCUGCAUAAUGAAAGAUCCAUUAUGCUUGUUACCAUGUAGUUCCUCUGCUCCUCUUACAUUGUUUGUUGAGAUUUUUAUCCUUUCUUCUUUUUAAUGGGGAAAGUACUGUUUACCUCAAUAUAAUCAUGGUAAUGUGUAUGUAAUGUUAAUAAGAUGGCUAGUACAAGUCAUGGGACAAAAACUUCCUUCAAAAGUUUAGUUUAACUUGCUGAUUAAAGGUCAGUAUAGAUAAAUUGCAUGUGUGUUGCUUAAUCACUCAUUCUGUAUGGUCUGUGCUUGUGCUGUACAGUGUCUGAGGUUGACCUUGCAUGGGGCUCUUUGGGAAGCCUCUGAAGCUUUAUGAGGCUGAAUUUUCAUGACAAUAUUUAAUUAAAAUAUGAAAGAUAAAAUCCAAAGUAGUAUUUCACUAAUGUACUACUGUGCAUAUGAGGAUAGCUCGCCCCUGGUGAGAUUUCCCAGUUCACCUCUUCUAGCAGCUACUGUUUUGAUUCACUGAAAACUAUAAUAGAUUUUUUUGCUUCAGCCAAUUAUUUAUUGCUAAGGUAGUUGAGUUUUUUCUGCAAUUUGUCAGUAACUCAGUAAUAGGGAUGCAGCACCAGUUAUAUAAAUUCGGUCAUCAUUAAGGUAAUCCAAGACAAGUAUGAAGAGAAACAACCAAAAAAGUGUUAAAAGUGUACAAGAUUGGGAAAAUUUUAGCGAGGCCUGGAGAUUAUUAAGUAGAAUGGAAUGUUUUUUUUUUUUGUAUGAUUUUUUUUCAGUUUACAGUAUAUCCUUCAUUUUCCACUGCAUGGAUAUAAAGUGGUGGCCCUAAGAAGACAAGGUGCAGUGGGCAGCUACAGUGUUGUAGUGACAUGAGGCUCUACAACCCCUCACCCCUCACUGGUUCUUGUUCUUUAUGAUUCUUCUCAUUAAACUGUUCUCAUUAU
Molecule: messenger RNA, 2801 nt
Organism: Portunus trituberculatus (swimming crab)
Lineage: Eukaryota; Metazoa; Arthropoda; Malacostraca; Decapoda; Portunidae
Gene: mRpL53
Exons: 3
Coding region: 39-455 (138 amino acids)
Cellular component (GO): mitochondrial large ribosomal subunit
Source: RefSeq, a predicted model, not a curated record